AUGACAGGGUUUGGGGCUGUGACAACGGCACGGCUGCCACAGCAGGCAAAUGAGAAGGGGAAAGAAAACGCCGCCCCAAGCGGCAGGGCCGCGCCUUCCCUGCCCGCCGCGGGUUUGUUUACGCCAGCGCUCGGCCGGGGCCCCGCGGGCGGCGCGGGCCGCCUCCGGGCUGUGCGGGCCCCGCGGGCGCCGCUGUCCCGCGCCCCGGCCUCGCCGGGCGGGGCGGGCGCCCCUGGGCUGGGCGCAGCCCGGCGGGAGCGCCCGGGGCCGCGCCCGCUCCCGGAAGCCGGCCGGGCCGCACCAGCGGGCGCCCCCCGCGCGCGGCGCCUUCGCGCCGGCCGGCGCCCGCACCGCACCCGCCGCCGAGGCGCCCCGCCGCGGCUCGGACCACGGACGGUGACCUUGGGCGACGCGCGGGGCCGCGGGUGGACGGGCCCCGCUCCGGCUCCGGCCCGGCCCCGCGGGAGGCGAGCGGAGCCCCGCGGCCGGCCGGCCCCGCAGCGCCGCCCGCGCCCCACCGCGGGAAACUUCCCGGCGCCCCGGAGCCCCGCCGCCGCCGCCGCGCUCGCCGGGCGGGCGGCACGUGACCCGGCCCGCCGCCCUGACUCAGGCCGCGGCGGCCUCGCCCACCGCGGGCCGGGCGGGUGGGGCCGGGCCCGGCGCGGGGGCGCUCCGGGGGCCGGGGGCGCGGCGGCCCGGCGGCUCGGCCCGGCCCGGGGGGAGGCCCGGCCCGCGGGACGCCAGGCCCGGGCCCGCGGGGGGGAGGCCGCCGGCCCGGGCCGCUACUCACCGCGGCGCGGCGCGGGCUCCGCGAGGAGACGCGACGGAGGGCGGGCGGAGAGCGCUGCGCUGCGCUGCGGCGGUCGGUCGGUCGGUCGGCCUGCGGUCGGCCCUGCGUCUGCCAGCCCCCGACGCCGCCGCCGCCUCGGGCUUUAUGGCCAAGGCUCGGUCUCCGCUCCCACUUCCGCCACCGCCGCCGCCCCGAGCGGAAGUGCCCGUCACGAGACGCCCGACGCCGGAGGAGGCGAGCCCCGCCCCGGCCGCGCUCACGUCACGUUACGUCACGUCACGUCCCGGCCGCGCGCACUCGGCCGCCGUACGAACGCAAAGUUGGCGACCGGCGGCGCCCUGUGGAGUCGGACCCGCUCCUCCGCCCGCCCCCCCGGGCCCACGCCUCGGAACAGCGGAGGCUGGCCCAGCACCGAGCCCCGGCCUGGGAGGGGGGCCCGCGGCCUGGGCCGGAGCUCCAGGCGCGGGGCGCGCCGCCGCCACGCAGGGCCCGCGCCCGCGCCCGGGGCGCCGAGGAGAGCGCGCGCCGCCACGCAGGGCCCGCGCCCGCGCCCGCGCCCGGGGCGCCGAGGGGAGCGCGCGCCGCCACGCAGGGCCCGCACCCGGGGCGCCGAGGGGAGCGCGCGCCACCACGCAGGGCCCGCGCCCGGGGCGCCGAGGGGAGCGCGCGCCACCACGCAGGGCCCGUGCCCGGGGCGCCGAGGGGAGCGCGCGCCACCACGCGGGGAGCGCGCGCCGCCACGCAGGGCCCGUGCCCGCGCCCGGGGCGCCGAGGGGAGCGCGCACCGCCACGCAGGGCCCGUGCCCGGGCGCCGAGGGGAGCGCGCACCGCCGCCACGCAGGGCCCGCGCCCGGGGCGCCGAGGGGAGCGCGCGCCGCCACGCAGGGCCCGCGCCCGCGCCCCGGGGCGCCGAGGGGAGCGCGCACCGCCACGCAGGGCCCGUGCCCGGGCGCCGAGGGGAGCGCGCACCGCCGCCACGCAGGGCCCGCGCCCGCGCCCGGGGCGCCGAGGGGAGCGCGCGCCGCCACGCAGGGCCCGUACCCGGGCGCCGAGGGGAGCGCGCGCCGCCACACAGGGCCCGCGCCCGCGCCCUGGGGCGCCGAGGGGAGCGCGCGCCGCCACACAGGGCCCGCGCCCGCGCCGCCGAGGGGAGCGCGCGCCGCCACGCAGGGCCCGUGCCCGGGGCGCCGAGGGGAGCGCGCGCCGCCACGCAGGGCCCGCGCCCGCGCCCCGGGGCGCCGAGGGGAGCGCGCGCCGCCACGCAGGGCCCGUGCCCGGGGCGCCGAGGGGAGCGCGCGCCGCCACGCAGGGCCCGUGCCCGGGGCGCCGAGGGGAGCGCGCGCCGCCACGCAGGGCCCGUACCCGGGCGCCGAGGGGAGCGCGCGCCGCCACACAGGGCCCGCGCCCGCGCCGCCGAGGGGAGCGCGCGCCGCCACGCAGGGCCCGUGCCCGCGCCGCCGAGGGGAGCGCGCGCCGCCACGCAGGGCCCGUGCCCGCGCCGCCGAGGGGAGCGCGCGCCGCCACGCAGGGCCCGUGCCCGCGCCGCCGAGGGGAGCGCGCGCCGCCACGCAGGGCCCGUGCCCGCGGCGCCGAGGGGAGCGCGCGCCGACGCGGCCCUCUGGCGGCGGCGCGGCAGUAACGCCGUCUUGACAUGCGGAGAUUCUGCUUCCGGGUCUACUGGGUGGCUUUGGCCACCGGAGAGGCUUAAGUUCUUGUCCGGCUGA
This is a messenger RNA of Dipodomys spectabilis (banner-tailed kangaroo rat), 2514 nucleotides long. Its product is annotated as collagen alpha-1(I) chain-like. The transcript has 2 exons. NCBI's taxonomy places the organism in Eukaryota, Metazoa, Chordata, Mammalia, Rodentia, Heteromyidae. The record is from RefSeq and is a predicted model, not a curated record. The coding region runs from base 1 to 2514 and encodes 837 amino acids.